AUGGGUUCCGAUGCUGAUAUAGAGGAUUACGGGUUCGAGUAUUCGGAUGAGGAGCCCGAGGAACAGGACGUCGAUAUUGAGAAUCAGUAUUAUAACUCAAAAGGCUCGGUUGAAACAGAUCCAGAAGCUGCGCUUGAGGCUUUUGCCAAAGUUGUGCGGAUGGAACCUGACAAGGCUGAGUGGGGAUUCAAAGCUUUAAAGCAAACUGUUAAGCUGUACUAUAAGCUAGGGAAGUACAAAGAAAUGAUGGAUGCUUAUAGAGAUAUGUUAACUUACAUCAAAUCAGCAGUGACUAGAAAUUACAGUGAGAAGUGCAUCAACAAUAUAAUGGAUUUCAUUUCUGGAUCAGCUGGUCAGAACUUUAGCCUCUUGAAAGAGUUUUAUCAGACCACUUUAAAGGCUCUUGAAGAGGCAAAAAAUGAGAGACUGUGGUUCAAAACAAAUCUGAAGCUUUGCAAGAUAUGGAUUGAUAUGGGUGAAUAUGGGCGGAUGAGCAAGAUUUUGAAGGAGCUCCACAAAUCUUGUAAAAAAGAAGAUGGCACAGAUGAUCAGAAAAAAGGGACACAAUUGCUGGAAGUAUAUGCAAUUGAAAUUCAAAUGUACACAGAGACAAAAAACAACAAAAAACUGAAGGAAUUAUAUCAAAAAGCACUGUCAAUCAAGUCAGCUAUUCCUCAUCCUAGAAUAAUGGGAAUUAUUCGCGAGUGUGGUGGAAAAAUGCAUAUGGCAGAGCGACAAUGGACCGAGGCGGCUACUGAUUUCUUUGAAGCUUUUAAGAACUAUGAUGAAGCUGGGAACCAUAGGCGUAUCCAGUGUUUAAAAUAUUUGGUUAUGGCUAAUAUGCUGAUGAUAUCUGAGGUCAACCCAUUAGAUGGUCAAGAGGCUAAGCCAUAUAAAAAUGACCCUGAGAUAUUGGCCAUGACAAACCUAAUAGCGGCAUAUCAACGGAAUGAGAUAUUGGAGUUUGAGAAAAUUCUGAAGAGUAACAGAAGGACGAUAAUGGAUGAUCCAUUUAUCCGAAAUUACAUUGAAGAUCUUUUGAAGAAUGUGAGAACACAAGUGUUGCUUAAGCUCAUUAAGCCUUAUACAAGAAUUCGGAUCCCCUUUAUAUCAAAGGAACUUAAUGUGCCAGAAAAAGAUGUUGAGGAGCUGUUAGUGUCCCUUAUCUUGGAUAAUCGUAUUGAUGGGCACAUUGACCAAGUGAAUCGGCUGUUGGAACGUGGUGACAGGUCAAAGGGAAUGAAGAAGUACAGUGCGAUAGAGAAAUGGAACACACAGCUUCGGUCACUGUAUCAAACGUACACUGCAGGUAUGUUGCUUCUUGUUCUGGAUUCAGAAAACCCAAGUAUUAUAGAAAACACGCAGUUGAAUAACACAGCCAAUAUGUUCCCUUCACUGAGAUGUUGGGAAUUAUGCAAAGCUUAUGAUUGCAUUCUUCAAUCCGUAUGCCUUGCUACAGAUCUAGAGGGUUUAUGCAUUGUAAUCAAGGCUCAUGCCGGUCUUGACUUGUGA
Fraxinus pennsylvanica is the source of this 1512-nucleotide messenger RNA. The record is from the annotation of a GenBank genome assembly. NCBI's taxonomy places the organism in Eukaryota, Viridiplantae, Streptophyta, Magnoliopsida, Lamiales, Oleaceae.